Cooperia oncophora is the source of this 1668-nucleotide messenger RNA. NCBI's taxonomy places the organism in Eukaryota, Metazoa, Nematoda, Chromadorea, Rhabditida, Trichostrongylidae. The record is from the annotation of a GenBank genome assembly.
AUGGUCAAUGCGAUAAUGCGAGGACUUUUACUCGAAAUUUCAAUAUUGAGUAGUGGAGCUCGAACUGAUUCCUCGACAAUUGCAACUAUUGAAUCGGUAGUUCGGCGGCGACGGCAGGUGGUUCCUACAGAAAACGAAGUGAAUAUGGUUGCUAGAGUGAAUGAAAUUUACACUGUUGUAAAUUGGGAUGAAGGGCAAGAAGAAACAGAACUGGAAAGGGGCAGGCGUUCACACGUGAAGAGGGUUCUCCUUCCUUCUGCUUGGUUCACUUGCUUACUGCUCAGUCUUUUGCGGAUUCUGCUCAUAUUGGUUUGGCUUAUGUGGCGGAUACCGCGAGGAGGUCCAGGAGGAAUCUGUUCAGAUUCGACUUUUGUUCUUGAUCGUCAAAUCAGUUUCAACACAGUUUUCACGAGUGCCAUUGGAAACACCGGUUUGCAUGAUUACCCACUGGUGACGAAGGAGGCGGAAAUCGUCGUUGCUCAUGAAUACGCUCAUAGCUGGGGUGCGCAGCACGAUGGUUUGGAACGUGAUGCAGAUGGUCGUGAAGAAUGCCUGCCAGAUUAUCUUGAAGGUGGAAAUUAUAUAAUGCACAUGUAUGCCCAAAAUGGAUACGAUCCCAAUAACAUAGUACGUGCUGGAAUCAAUUCGUGGUUGACUAUGUUCCAAAUUUUGUUUCUUCAUAGCGCUUUUCACCUUGCUCUCGGAAAAGUAUUCGUCGAAUGCUGGAACGUCGUUGGCAUCGUUGUUUCGAACCAGAGAAGGCAUCCUUCUGUGGCAAUGGAGUCGUUGAAGAAGGAGAAGAAUGUGAUGAAGGGAAUUUUCUUACCAAGAAUGGUAGCUCAGCAUGUUGCACAACAGAAUGUCGUCUGUCACCAUCAGCUCAGUGCUCACCUCACAAUCAACCAUGCUGUAAUAGUACCUGUUCUUUUCAUGCAGCGGAUCACGUAUGCCUUCCUGGAGAUCCACUCCAGUGCAAAGCCUCGUCAUAUUGCACCGGAUAUUCUGGGGAAUGUCCAAGUGCUCCAGCAAUCCCAAAUGGUUCGCCGUGCAUUGAAGAAGGUGAAUGCCAGGAUGGUGUUUGCCUCCCCUAUUGUGAGCGCCAAAGCAUCGCUAAGAAAAGCUGCAUAUGUGAAGAAGGUACACUCAAUUUCAGUGAAUUUUUUAUUCCAUCUUUCGUGUCGUCGAUGUUGCCGAGAUGUUAAUGGUACAGGUCUAUGUGAACCUGAACUAGGGGCGGCGGAUCUCGUUGAUGGAACUUGGUGCGCCCAAGGUUACUGUCGGAAAUCAAAAUGUGUCAACGAAGCUGCAGACUAUGUUACCAGACAUUUGAAUGUGCUCAGCGACCGAAGUCGUAUAUGGCCAAUUAUCCAGUCAAAUAUCGUCGCCAUCAUAGUGCUUUUAUCAAUUGCAAUAUAUAUUCCAAUUGGAUGCUGCAUCAGGAGAGCUUUUGCUCACCCUCGAGUUAAUAUGUGUUUCGCUACAACGCAUUUCCGUCAGUUCGGGUAUAUCAGGUGGAAUAUUUUCAGUGCAUGGCACAAUGAUUCAAGAUUCCAGUGUCUUAAACGGUUAGCAAUUUGUGUCUCACGAGCUACUUAUUUACAAACCUGCCUCACUUUUUAUUUUUCUGGUAUCUCUAUAUCGAAAGCACACGGUUCUUUCAGUUGUUAG